AUGUCGUUUCCGUCAUACGCCUCCAACUUGAGCGUAACAACGUCUCCCCUCUCAUUCCAUCAAGUGGCAACCAUAGAAUCACCCACCCAACAGAGCAUCCCUUCCGCAGAACUUCCCGCUGUCGACGCUACAACAGAAGAACCCACUGCUCCAGAAGACAGCACGGUAAUCUGCCACGCCCCAACAAUCCGAACGGGCUGCACAUAUUGGCUCAGAAAAAGAGACCAAACGGAUACGUUCGAAUGUUUCGAACGUAGAACCAGUAGUCCGACCAUCAGGGGAAAGCUCGACGACCAAGGCCUCGAGCACCCUGUCAUCAUCAUUGGGAGCCAGACCACGAGAGACCACGUAGUAUACUACGAUGCUGUACCACUUUCAACUUUCGGCAGCUUGUCCUUCAAAGACUACAAGCUCCAACGCUCGACUGGUGGCUACAGCAUGCGCCAUUCUCUCCCCUUGAUGCCUAAGCCUCCGUCGGAUGCAGCACCAUCAACUGUGGCAUACCGGAACCCUCGCAGUCGAUACCCGACUCUGUAUUUGGGUGAGGGGAGCUUUGAAAGGGAUUCUUACGUCUGCUUGGAUAAGACGAUGGAGCUGCCAGCUGUGGCCAUACGAGAAUUUCUUAACAGAGACAAGAGCAUUCCCGAGACACCAGCCAGACUCUCUUUCGAGAGCUACGUUGAGCUGAUGGAUCAACUCGGACGUGGGGGCAACUACGAGGAGCUCUACAUUGGCAAGCCUCCUGUGGAUGAAGAGAGUGUCGCUCCAACCACUCCACUGCCAGAAGCUGCAGUGAUCGAGACCGUCCUUCCAACGGGUGAUGACGAAGAAACUGCAGUUGAAGCGCCUAGCCUUAGCACCCCUCUCAAUUCCUCAGAGUUGUCACUUCUUCUUUCUGCAAGAGACUUCAGGCAGCAAGCACUUGCAGAGCCUCGUCGACGAGUAUCCACAGGAACCACCCGUUCACGAUCCAAGGACGGAGUCUCCAAGGCUCGACGCAGGGCAAACUCUUCUGGAUCGCCCCACAGGCUAGUACGGAGAGGUCCUAGAAUUGACCUCCAGUUCGCCAUUGCCAUCCUGAUAAGAUUGCAUGAGACCAUCAUUCGUCUGCAGAGCACUGGGUCUAGUCUCAGAGCAUUUAUACCCGCUUCUGAGAGCCAAUCCAUUGAUCUCUACAUGAAGAAGCUGUCUAUUUCCAAGAAACUCCCAAGUGUUCCGAGCUUGGUUGGCUUGAGAUACGAAUAUUCCCUAAACAGCUUCUCGACCGAGAUUCAGCGCGCCCUCAGCAAGAUGCCCAACAUGGUGCCUGGCAGACGUCGUCCACUUCGAAUCCUCUACUCUCCCACACCAUACCGACCACUUUCAUUGAUCAAAGCAUCCCAGGAGACACCAUCGAUUCCACGGAAGGCAGAGCAAUCGUACGCGACCUUCAUCAACAAUCGAAAUCUCCUGGACUGGCUGGUUGGCCAUGAAGGUUGGAGCAACUCGAUGUUCGACACCGCUGCGCCUCAAGUACCAGCACGGAUGACUCGGCUUAAAGGUCAGAAACGAUCUCUAGCAGACUUUCUCUUGGGUGCUGGGGUGUCUGAGACUAAGAGCAAGAGAUGUCGACUUUGUCGAACUUUCGUGGAACGUUGACGGCGCUGAGGCUUGGGAUCUUGGGGAAAGAGUGGAGUAUGCUGGUGCUUUUCGAAAGGGUUUCUAAUAUCAUCGUCUUUCGGCUUCUGAUCUGUCUCUUGUAUCUGACCUUGUUGAUAUGGCCUGGAGUGGGGAGAGAGUCUGUGAUGGAUGAGGCGGAGGGACGGGAUUGGCAGGAAGAGAAAUUCAAUUGACGAGAGUGCUUAACAAUACUAUUGGUGGACUUGGCGGGGUAGUAUACUCUUGGCAAAGGUUGCUGGACAACAUCUCAGGAAGUCGCUUCUUUUUAUAGGUUACUCAAUGC
Messenger RNA from Mollisia scopiformis, 1942 nucleotides. RefSeq lists its product as uncharacterized. Bases 1 to 1638 code for a protein of 545 amino acids. NCBI's taxonomy places the organism in Eukaryota, Fungi, Ascomycota, Leotiomycetes, Helotiales, Mollisiaceae. The record is from RefSeq and is a predicted model, not a curated record. The transcript has 3 exons.